GGUUGUCGCCGCAUUUCCAAAGAUAUUUCACAACAUCCGUUGCGCCUCACUGCCGCAACGAGGCUUGCCAAGAUGUUACCCUUAGGUCUUCUCAAUGCCGCGCAAGGCCACCCGAUGCUCGUCGAGCUCAAGAACGGCGAAACACUGAACGGCCACCUCGUCCAGUGCGACACCUGGAUGAACCUCACCCUCAAAGAAGUCGUCCAGACAAGUCCAGAAGCCGACAAGUUCGUCCGCCUCCCCGAGGUAUACGUCAAGGGCAACAACAUCAAAUACCUCCGCGUCCCCGACGAGAUCAUCGACCUGGUUAAGGAGCAACAACAGUCGCACGGCCAGCAGGGCGGAUACAGAGGCGGAAGGGGAGGUGGGCGAGGUGAUCACGGCGGCCGUGGCGGUGACCGAGGCGGGCGCGGUGGGCGCGGCCAGAGCCGAGGAAGGGGAAGGGGACGUGGCGGUGCAGCCUGAAGUGUUGCAAGUACGGUGGCGACUUAGGAUGAACUUACCAUCUGGAAGCCCUUCCAUGACAAGCAUGAGCACAUCGCAAGACGGCACGGCAACACCGCCGGCACGGGGACUGCUCGAUAAUUGCGCUGGCGGACGUCUCUAUGGGCAGCAUUGAUGUGUCACACUCAGCCCAUGAAUUAUCUCUCACGCAGAAGACUGGAGGGCUCCGGUGUGAGAGCGAGGUUCCAUGAUGUGGAGAGCACUGCGUGGCAUACCGCGGUACAAUUUGCAGCUGCAUUUUGGACAAUUGCCAACAUACCGCGGCGCCGGGUCUACCUGCUGACAGACCAGGACGAAACAGAUUAAGCACUGAACAUUUCAGCAUGCUAGUAUAUCACCAUAUCAUGCCACAAGAUGAUGCUAGUGCUCCGCUUGAUCAUGCUGUAGAUUCUUUCAAGUGAGGCCAGCUGUUGAUAUAUGGAACCAAAGCUUUCCCAA
Microdochium trichocladiopsis is the source of this 942-nucleotide messenger RNA. RefSeq lists its product as uncharacterized. Gene Ontology annotation, biological process: spliceosomal snRNP assembly; mRNA splicing, via spliceosome; nuclear-transcribed mRNA catabolic process. Gene Ontology annotation, molecular function: U6 snRNA binding. Lineage: Eukaryota; Fungi; Ascomycota; Sordariomycetes; Xylariales; Microdochiaceae. The coding region runs from base 73 to 465 and encodes 130 amino acids. The transcript is spliced from 4 exons. Gene Ontology annotation, cellular component: U6 snRNP; P-body; spliceosomal tri-snRNP complex. The record is from RefSeq and is a predicted model, not a curated record.